AAUGGUUUCCAAACCAAACAUACCUUUAACUAAGCCAUCGAUGGCUAACUCUGCUCUCAAUUUUCAAAACAAUAACACAAAUAAUGCCAAACAUUUUGAUCGGAAUAUUAUGAAUGAAAACAAAACUGUGGACAACAUUAACGAGAAGACUAUAAUCAAUACGAAUGUGACGAAUCAGAGCAACAAAGAGUCGCUUCUCAAGAAGACUGAGGACGCGCUCAAAGAAAUCCUUUCAGAAAACCAGAACAUUGAAGACGUGAUCAUUAAAUUCAAAGAAAUGAAAAUUCCUAAAAACUUUCAAUUAGACGUUUUGGUGACUAUUCUCAAGAAGUCGGUGGAAGCGUCUGAGAGUGAAAGAGAGACGUCCACUAAACUCCUGAAUCAGUUGAAGGCUGAGGACGUUAUCGGCGCCAAUAUUUUUAUGAAUGCUUUCAAAGAAUUAAUUAACCGAAUCGAGGAACUGGAGUCUUAUAUACCGCGUGCGAAGUCAAAUGUGGCGGCAUUUAUAUCUGCGGCCAUCGCU
Oppiella nova is the source of this 523-nucleotide messenger RNA. The record is from the annotation of a GenBank genome assembly. Lineage: Eukaryota; Metazoa; Arthropoda; Arachnida; Sarcoptiformes; Oppiidae.